AGAGGAAGUUACAAUUUAACAUCCCACGGAUGUUCGACGCUGAACGUGCCGAUCAGUCGAUCCUGAGUGUCUUGCAAAAUGUAUCAGUUGAAGAAUGGUAUUAUCGCCAUUCUCACCAGUUUUGUGUUAUUUGCUAAACCCAGUAAUGCCGCGCUCUUCAAGUGCUGUGGUGAUGGAUUUGUUCUUGAUGAUCAUCUGGAGUGUCAAACUGUUCAUGAUAAGACCAACAUCUUCCUGAUGUUGAAUGGUACGAGAGAAGUUUUGAGAGAAUGCUCCAAAGGAAUUCAUGAUAACGUAGCAGCAGAAGGUGACGACACGGAGUUGGUCUGCAUGGGAUUGCACGUGAAUGGAACAGUUGUCACAUUAUCCUGCGAUAAGAUGCUGAGCAAUGAGACAUAUGGCCACUGCGAUAGUCCAUUUAAAUUGUUGAAUUUCUGGGGUGCAACCAUGAUGAUAUUCGCUACAAUCAUCUACACCUUGCCCUACAUACUAGUAGCUAUUGUCUACUGCGUGUACGCCGAUCUGCGAAAAAGGGCAUUUGAUAAUUCACUCAUAUGUUACAAUUCAUCAUACGUAAUGCUCAACUUGACGAUCAUCACACUCGGCUUCUUCGAGCUUUGCCACAGGCCACUGCCGGAUUUUGUGUAUGGAAUAUUGGGAUCAGUGAUCGUGUACUUUACUCAGGCCUCUUGUUUAUGGCUAUUCACCCUGUGCUUCGACAUGACACUCGUUAUUACAAGAUUUCGAUGGGCGCCGUCAGGCAGUUCGAAGGCACGAAGUGAAAACCGAAAAUUCAGAGUUUACUCCAUGUUCAAUUGGGGAUUGUCCGUCUUACCGGCUUUCAUCGUUGUGAUAACUGAAUUCGCAUUGUCUCUACCGAAGGAAUCGCCGGUGAGAGCGAAUUUUUCAGAUUUUCAUGGACCUCCAAAUAAAUCUUUAUUAAUUUACACACUUACUAUUCCGGUUUUGUGUCUUUUGACGAACACUGCUCUUUUUAUUUAUACGAGUUACCGAAUUGUGAAGGUGAAAAAGGAUAAUCGAAUAUUAAAUGAGAAUAAUGCGAGAAAAGAAAAGGAGAAGUACUUGGUUUACUUGAAAUUGUAUAUAAUCAUGGAUGCUCCAUGGUUGACUGGAGCCUUGUCCGCUAUUUACCCCAGUCUCUGGAUAUUGAAGUUUUUCAGGAUCUUCCAGCCGAUUUUAAUGCUCUACAUCAUUCUGCCGAAGAAGAAAAUAUUGAAGACGAUUGGCUGUUUGAAGAAGACUCAGCAAGUGAGAGUGGAGAAUUGCCGGAAGGAUCUGAAGGAUGAUGCACACAAACCGCUUAAUGAAAAUGCCGUGUGCUAAUUAUUUCUCCGAAAGACUGCGUGAAAUCAUUUGGACUGAUUAGAAAGUAAUUGGGGUUCAAUGGGUUGUAAUCGAAAUAUUUGGAAAUGUGUUUGGAUCGAGUAAUCUAUGUUUGCCUCGAUGGAAAGGGCGGUUCUGAAACUGAACGGGAACUCAGCAAUUCCCCAGCAGGAAACAGUUAUAGCGCUGGUGAUAGACUCUUUAACUAGGUUACGGACAGAUUGAAAUACUCGGAGCAAUAGUUGAGCUCGAGCGCCCUGAGCAAACAUCGAAUUAAUGGAAGAAAUUGAAGUUUUGGAGACAAUUAUAGAAUUAUUUUGGUUAAUAAAGGUAA
Fopius arisanus is the source of this 1678-nucleotide messenger RNA. RefSeq names its product G-protein coupled receptor Mth2. The transcript has 2 exons. Lineage: Eukaryota; Metazoa; Arthropoda; Insecta; Hymenoptera; Braconidae. The record is from RefSeq and is a predicted model, not a curated record. The coding region runs from base 79 to 1344 and encodes 421 amino acids.